CCUCCUUCUCCUCUCCCCCCCCUGUUCGACCACUGACACCAGCUACGCCCGCCUCCUGCCCGGCGAAGGCGCCGCCAUGGCGGCCUACCUCCAGAAGGGCGAGCGCAUCCCGCGCCGCGGCGAAAUCGGGAUCGACCCCGCCAAGAUCGCGUCGUACGAAGCCGCGGGCUUCGUCAUGUCCGGCUCGCGGCAUGUGCGGAUGAACGCGGUGCGGCAGCGCAAGGAGGCGCAAGUCGUGAGCGCGGAAGAGAAGCGCGCGGCGCUCCUCGCGCAACGCGAGAGCGCGCAGGCGCGCGAGGGCGCGAUUAUUAGUCAGUUCCGCGAGAUGGUCGACGAGCGGUUGGCCGUCGAGGAGCGGCGUGCGCGCGAGCGCGGACGCGAGCAGCGCGGACGCGAGCAGCGCGACAAGGAGCGCGAGGAGCGCGGGCGCAGGGCGUGAGGCAUGCUCGCAUAAUACAAUAGAUACAAACAUGUACAAUGGCGAGCG
Molecule: messenger RNA, 487 nt
Organism: Cutaneotrichosporon oleaginosum
Lineage: Eukaryota; Fungi; Basidiomycota; Tremellomycetes; Trichosporonales; Trichosporonaceae
Biological process (GO): regulation of gene expression
Cellular component (GO): nucleus
Molecular function (GO): chromatin binding
Source: RefSeq, a predicted model, not a curated record